Molecule: messenger RNA, 2846 nt
Organism: Drosophila innubila
Lineage: Eukaryota; Metazoa; Arthropoda; Insecta; Diptera; Drosophilidae
Gene: Gp93
Product: endoplasmin homolog
Exons: 5
Coding region: 145-2526 (793 amino acids)
Biological process (GO): protein folding
Molecular function (GO): ATP binding; ATP-dependent protein folding chaperone; ATP hydrolysis activity
Source: RefSeq, a predicted model, not a curated record
GCGACGGCGUCAUUCUCUGUGCGAAAAGUAGUCAAUUGGUCAAGUUCGUGAGGAGCUACAACUAAAUUCAGUGGACGUUGGUAGUGACGUGGCCUUUAGGCAAAUUAACUGAAUUGUGAUCUAGUAAAUCAAAUUGAAUACAGGAUGAAGUAUUUGUUGCUUCUGAGCAUUUUACUUUUGGCAGGCGUUAACCAAAUUGUCGCCGAUGGAGCUGGUGAUGAUGGCAGUGCAGAAACCAUUGAAUUGGAUUUGGGCUCCUUUAAGGAAGGUUCUAGAACAGAUGCCGAGACGCUUAAACGUGAAGAAGAAGCCAUUAAAUUGGACGGCCUCAAUGUGGCACAACUAAAAGAAAUACGCGAAAAGGCGGAAAAGUUCACAUUCCAAACGGAGGUGAAUCGCAUGAUGAAAUUGAUCAUCAAUUCGCUGUACCGCAACAAGGAGAUUUUCUUGCGUGAGCUGAUCUCAAACGCCUCCGAUGCGAUUGACAAGAUUCGUCUACUGGCCUUAACCAACCGCAAGGAGCUCGAAUCGAAUCCUGAACUGCAUAUACGCAUCAAGGCCGAUAAGGAGAACAAGGUGCUGCAUAUUUUUGAUUCUGGCAUUGGCAUGACGCAUCAGGAUCUCAUUAACAAUUUGGGCACAAUUGCCAAGUCCGGCACUGCGGAUUUCUUGGCCAAAAUGCAGGAUCCCAGCAAGUCCGAUGGUCAGGAUUUGAAUGAUAUGAUUGGUCAGUUCGGUGUGGGCUUUUACUCAGCUUUCCUGGUCGCCGACCGUGUGGUGGUCACCACCAAACACAACGAUGACAAGCAGUACAUCUGGGAAUCGGAUGCCAACAGCUUCAGCAUUACUGAGGAUCCCCGUGGUGAUACACUGAAACGUGGCUCCAUUAUUUCCUUGUACCUGAAGGAUGAGGCACAGGAUUUCCUGGAGGAGGAUACAGUGCGCGAACUGAUUCGCAAAUACUCGCAGUUCAUCAAUUUUCCAAUUAUGAUGUGGUCCAGCAAGACUGUGGAGGAGGAGGUGCCAGUUGAGGAGGAAGCGCCCAAGGCCGAAAAGACUGAAGAUGAUGUCGAUGAGGCCGAUGAGGAUGCCAAGGUUGAAGAAGAUACUGAAGAUGACAAGCCCAAGACCAAGAAGGUUUCAAAGACCAUCUGGGAUUGGAUGCUCAUUAACGAUAGCAAACCCAUCUGGACACGCAAACCAUCGGAAGUCACCGAAGAGGAAUACAACGCAUUCUACAAGAGCCUCACCAAGGACUCGAGCGAGCCCCUUACCCAGACACACUUCAUUGCUGAAGGUGAAGUCACUUUCAAGAGUUUACUGUAUAUUCCCAAGGUUCAGCCAUCUGAAUCCUUUAAUCGUUACGGCACCAAGUCCGACAACAUUAAGCUCUAUGUGCGCCGUGUGUUCAUCACCGACGAGUUUAAUGACAUGAUGCCCAACUAUCUGAGUUUCAUUCGCGGCGUUGUCGAUUCCGAUGAUUUGCCAUUGAAUGUCUCCCGUGAGAAUCUGCAGCAGCACAAGCUCAUCAAGGUUAUCAAGAAGAAACUGGUGCGUAAGGUGCUUGACAUGAUUAAGAAGAUUGACAAGGCUGCCUACGAGAAGUUCUGGAAGGAAUUCUCCACCAACAUCAAAUUGGGUGUCAUGGAAGAUCCCAGCAAUCGUUCACGUCUCGCCAAGCUGUUGCGCUUCCAGACAUCGCACGACAAGAGCGUCACCUCGCUGGCUGAGUACGUGGAGCGCAUGAAGGCGAAGCAGGAGCACAUCUACUUCAUUGCCGGUGCUAACCGUGCCGAGGUUGAGAAGUCUCCAUUCGUUGAGCGUCUGCUCAGCAAGGGCUAUGAGGUGCUCUACCUGGUUGAAGCCGUUGAUGAGUACUGCAUUUCGGCUCUGCCCGAAUUCGAUGGCAAGAAAUUCCAGAACGUUGCCAAGGAGGGCUUCAAACUGAACGAGUCUGAGAAGAGCAAGGAGAAGUUUGAGACACUAAAGAACACUUUCGAGCCAUUGGUUAAAUGGUUGAAUGAUGUCGCCCUCAAGGAUCAGAUUUCCAAGGCACAGAUUUCGGAGCGUCUGAGCAACUCGCCUUGCGCACUGGUGGCUGGCGUAUUUGGUUGGACUGGCAAUAUGGAGCGUCUGGCCAUGUCGAAUGCCCAUCAAAAGGCUGACGAUCCUCAACGUAGUUACUAUCUGAAUCAGAAGAAGACAUUGGAGAUCAAUCCCAGGCAUCCGCUUAUGCGUGAGCUGUUGCGUCGUGUCGAGGCUGAUGAAGCUGAUGAAACAGCCAAGGAUAUGGCUGUCAUGAUGUUCCGCACUGCCACUCUGCGAUCUGGCUACAUGCUGCAGGAGACCUCAACCUUCGCCGACAGCAUUGAGAAAAUGAUGCGACAGACACUUGGCGUCGCUCAAGAUGAACAGAUCGAGUUCGAUGAGGAGGAUGAUGACGAUGCGGAUGACGUGAAAUCAGCUAGCAGCGAGAGCACGAAUGCCGAGGAAGACGAUGAGGAGCAACAGCAUGAUGAGCUCUAAGUCCGUGAUACUUAUCACAACCCACAUGCAGAUAUACAAAUGGUGUAAAUAUAAGAUCGUGGCAAACAGACUGAGUUCAUAACCCUACACAUGGAGGGGAUUCACUACCGUUGCAUCAACAGUACUUCUUCGUAGCCACAUGCUUAGUUCUAAGAAAGAGAAUUUCGUAAUAUUCCAAUUAUAAAGCUCUCUGCGACAACUGUGCAAGUCGUAGUUGUAUGCUCAAAUAAAUCUAAACUUUAAUAUUUAAACAAAUGAGAUAGUCUUGUAUGAAGUGAAUGAUUCAAAACAGAAAUAUAUAAUUGAAUGCUAACGUUAAA